Molecule: messenger RNA, 1623 nt
Organism: Trichoderma atroviride IMI 206040
Lineage: Eukaryota; Fungi; Ascomycota; Sordariomycetes; Hypocreales; Hypocreaceae
Source: RefSeq, a predicted model, not a curated record
CGGAGGCGCAACGGCCGCCCCCAGGCCUGCGAGCCAUGCCGCCGGCGCAAAGUCGCCUGUGACCACAGACUUCCUAUUUGCUCGAGGUGCAUACGAAAGAGCGCCCCCCAAAGCUGCCGGUACCUCAUCAAGGGCCAGCUUGUAACGCCGGCUCUGUCUUCAGUCGGUGCUAUAAGACGCCAAUCGGCGGAUAGCCGGCAGCAUGGACAGCCGGCAGAGCCCAGCCCACCAACAUUAAGCCCGACAGCUCUUAAAGAUCUUGCUUCACCUUCAGAUAGAAUUAGUGGCUACCUCGGGGCAACGAGCUUCCCAGAAUUCUACCGCGAGACUCAAAAGCACCUCGAUUGUGUAGCCGGCCUUGAGCCAACCCGUGAUGGCUUAGCCGGCAGCAAUAACAGCGGCAUGACGUCGACUAAUACGGUAGUCCCAGAUGCAGCUGCUUUUGAGGCUGCCUUUGCUGUGCUACGGCUAAUACCAGAACAGGGAGGAGCCAAUUUCUUAUACGCAAGGAAUGUGAACCCUUCAGACGCUUGGUGCCGCCUCGCCGUGGACCGACUCCACGACUCACUGUGGAAGACGCUGGGACACUUUUUAGAAGGGGAGAGAAGCAACGAGGCAUUGUCACAGAUGGCGUUGUUUCUUUUUCAAAAUAGUUCCAAGCCCCUUCGGGAAGAUUUCACAGACCCUGACGAAUGGUAUGACGCCUUCUCUGGGGUCAAUUUUCGCUGGGAAAGCAUUGGCAUCUUAUUCGGAUAUUGGACUUUUGGAGCCACUUCACUGUUAGAAAACGGUAACCACGAACAUGGCACAACGAAAUGCCUCAACCUCUGCCGACUGGCCAACUGUAACAACACAAUGAUGGUAUUCCUCCUACACCUGAGCAGUCUGUCAGCCUCGCUCAUCACUGGUGACACAGGUGCGGAAUUCUGGUGUCUGCAUGCAGAAGCCGUCGCCAUGGCUACUUUUCUCGGUCUCCACACACCUCAGUCAUCCGGCUCGCUGCCAGAAGAAUCAGUAGCUGUCCAGGCUAAGCGAAAGAUCUUUGGUGCCGUCUUCAAUGCUGAUAUGAUGUUGUCGACUUUGACUGGCCGGCCGCCGCUGCUUAGGAGCAGGCUUUGUUCCACACCACCACCCCUCGAUAUCGACAAUGCUUCAUUAUUUGAUCCCAAGAUCACGGACUACCGUCUGGACAAGGAUGGAUGGAAUCUCGAUGGAAAGUUUUACCCCAUGACGUUUAUACGGGCUCAACACAUGAGCUCAAAGAUACGGAGCGAAAUCUUGGAGAUGGUGCUCCAAGCACCCAAUGUCGCGAGUAACAACUAUGAUAUUGACGAACUGCGCAAACGAGAAAUGGAAACCAUAUCACGAUUUCCAAUAGGACUACGGCUUAGAAGCGAAGACUUUAGUGAUCCCGAAAUUAACGGCAUCACCCUCUACAGCAGAUUGAUAGUACGAUUGGAGCACCUAAGCAGCCUCUUCUUCAUUGAGAAGCUGUCGUACAAGGGAGAUGGUCUUUACAGCGCACAAACACUUGAGAUUAGUCUGGAAAUGAUUUCACUUACCGUUACGUUCUGGACGCAGCAGAAUCGCCUGGAUGGUCUACAGGGAGACUACGAGUGGCUC